CACAGCCUGCGGUUCUAGGAAGACGUUGCUUCCUGGAAGGGCUGGGACACAGAGGACAAAAGAUUAGGACGCUUGCCCCGCCCUCCCGGCCCGCCCCCUGCGCCCUUCCAGUCCGCCCGCGCUGCGGCUUCUCAGUCCCUGCCAGCCGACCGUGCGCCCCGGGAGUCUGUCCUCGAGCGCGAUCUGCGCCCACUGGCUCCCUGCAGCCUCCGCGGUCCCGUCGAGCCCCAACUCCCGAGCUGCCGCUGCCGCUGCCGCUGCCGGGACAUGGUCCUUUGCGUUCAGGGACCUUGUUCUUUGCUGGCUGUGGAGCAGAUUGGGCAGCGGCCCCUGUGGGCCCAGUCCCUGGAACUGCGUGAGCCAGCUAUGCAGCCCUUACCUGCCGGGGCCUUGCUGGGCGAAGUAGUAGAGGAGGCUCCAAGCAGGCCAGAGAGUGAACCCAAGGAACUGGACCCCGAAGAGGAUCUGCUGUGCAUAGCCAAGACCUUUUCCUACCUUCGAGAAUCUGGCUGGUACUGGGGUUCCAUUACGGCCAGCGAGGCCCGGCAACACCUGCAGAAGAUGCCAGAAGGCACAUUCCUAGUCCGUGACAGCACCCACCCCAGCUAUCUGUUCACGUUGUCAGUCAAAACCACCCGUGGUCCCACCAACGUGCGCAUUGAGUAUGCCGACUCCAGCUUCCGCCUGGACUCCAACUGCCUGUCCAGACCGCGCAUCCUGGCCUUCCCAGAUGUGGUCAGCCUUGUGCAGCACUAUGUAGCCUCCUGUGCUGCUGACACCCGGAGCGACAGCCCUGACCCUGCCCCCACCCCAGCGCUGCCUACCCCUAAGGAAGAUGUGCCCAGUGACCCAGCACUGCCCGCCCCUGUGGCCACUGCUGUGCACCUAAAACUGGUGCAGCCCUUUGUGCGCAGAAGCAGCGCCCGAAGCCUGCAGCAUCUGUGCCGCCUUGUCAUCAACCGCCUGGUGACCGACGUGGACUGCCUGCCACUGCCCCCGCGCAUGGCUGACUACCUCCGACAGUACCCUUUCCAGCUCUGACCCAGCCGGGCGUGCACCUUGCCCCACCUAGCCAUGCCAUGGAUGGGACACGGGCCCCAACUGUACUUGGGCUCCCACUCUCUCUCCAGUUAUCCUGGUGCCUGCAUGCAUCUGGCAGCUGGAUCAGGAAGAGCCAGAGGAACAAGGCUGGGAGCAAAGGGUAAUGGGAAGUGUCAUAAUUUGGAGGCCAUGCCCUCAGCUCCCCGAUAGUGCCACGUGGUGAGCCAUGUUUCAGAAGAAAGGAAGACAGUGGGACCUUGUCUCACCCUGUGGGCUGGGCCUGCCCCGGCCUCCUGAACUGUACAGACUUUUCCAGCCUGGUUUUUCAGUCCACAGGGCGGGGCAGGCCCCCUCCUUCCAGCCGGCCUCGUUCUCAGGAUGGAUUACAGCCAGAGAACUGAGGUUGGCCGUGGCAGUCCCCUGGUGGGGGAGCAGGUCAGGCUGGGGAACUGCACAUUUAUACAGUAUUUAUUUAUUUAUUCCUCUUCGGAUUGGUCUCGGGAUCAACCUCUCUGCCCUGACCGCUGAGUGUUCAGAGACCCCAGCUUCUCUGGUUCCUCCCUUCUCUGGCUCCGCCCACCCUGAGCUGUGUGGCUGGAUCCGAGGCAGACCUGGAUGUCUUGGCACUGACCGACCCACCUCUACAUGUGUCCUCUUCUGCCCCCAGCUCGGUUUUAGGAGGAUGGGCCAAUGGACAAGAAUAUGGAGUCAAAGUGUGCAGAGCCUGCUGCCCACCUCUGCAGGGCAGAGCCCUGUCUGCAGAGAGCUGGUCUCGGCGUGGCUCAGGUCUUGAGGGAGCGUAUGUGUGUGUCAGGAAGCAGGGUGCUGAUUCCAGGGUGCCGCUCCAGCCCUCCUGGGCCUACUUCCUGCCCUGGAAGUUACCUGCACAUGAGAGGGAAAGAAAUGCAGAUCUGAUAAUACUUUCUAAAACAAUUAUUAUAGCAGAAAAACAGUUUGGUCAUCUUUUUUUUCUUCCACUGACUUUUCUGUAAUGACAAUAAAAAUGGUACCUUUUGUUUAUG
This is a messenger RNA of Condylura cristata (star-nosed mole), 2063 nucleotides long. RefSeq names its product cytokine inducible SH2-containing protein (gene CISH). The transcript has 3 exons. The record is from RefSeq and is a predicted model, not a curated record. Gene Ontology annotation, molecular function: 1-phosphatidylinositol-3-kinase regulator activity. NCBI's taxonomy places the organism in Eukaryota, Metazoa, Chordata, Mammalia, Eulipotyphla, Talpidae. Gene Ontology annotation, cellular component: phosphatidylinositol 3-kinase complex. Bases 268 to 1041 code for a protein of 257 amino acids. Gene Ontology annotation, biological process: intracellular signal transduction; phosphatidylinositol phosphate biosynthetic process.